GCUGCAGCAACACAAGCUAGCCACUCCAUACAAGCUGAUGAGGAGGAGGGGGAGGAAGCAGUUGCUGCUGCUGCUGCAGCAGAGCUGCAGCAGCACAGCGCCCUGCACUCCAAGAAAACCCUAGCAGCAAAAAGAAAGCUCAAGAAGCAAAAGCAACGCAUCCAGAAGCGCCUAGUCCGCAAGCAGCAAAGAAUUGAAGAGCAGCAAAGCCAGUUGGGUUCUGCUGCUUCUGCUGCCAUUCUGGACCUCAUUUACGACCCCCACUCGCUCGCGGAGAAGCUCUUCAGCCGCGUGCGUCAGCAGCGGGAGAGCUUCAGCACGCGUUUGGUGUUUGUGAAUUUGCUGGCGCGGCUGGUGGGGCACCACCGUUUGCUGCUGUCUCCUUUUUAUAACUACUUGUCUCUUUAUUUGUCUCCAACUCAGAGACUGUCUCCGCAGCUGCUGGCAGCAGCAGCAACUGCUGCUCAUGCUGCAGUUCCUGCUGCAGAGCUGCUGCCGCUGCUCAAGACCAUCGCCGACAACUUCGUCUCCGAAACCCGCGGCGAAGAGGCCAUCACUCUCGGCCUCAACGCC
This is a messenger RNA of Eimeria tenella, 573 nucleotides long. RefSeq lists its product as uncharacterized. The annotation marks the transcript as partial. Gene Ontology annotation, cellular component: nucleolus. The transcript has 3 exons. The record is from RefSeq and is a predicted model, not a curated record. Lineage: Eukaryota; Apicomplexa; Conoidasida; Eucoccidiorida; Eimeriidae. Gene Ontology annotation, biological process: ribosomal large subunit export from nucleus; ribosomal large subunit biogenesis.